CAGAAACCCUCCGAGUGCGCACAGUUUCAGGGGCAAUUUGCAGGCGCUGUUGAGUUUUCUAGCAGCAUCUUCAGCUCGUUGCAGGCAAACCGACCCCCCGCCCUCCACCAUCUUUUCUGUUUUUGGCCAUGAUGCAUCUCUGAGAGGAGGUUUCCAGCGAGAAAACACUCCGAAGAUUUUUCAUUUUGGGGGGCUCUUUUCCGAUCAAGAGAUGAUGUUUUCGUCUGCGGGCAAACGCUGCUUCACGAUAGAGUCUCUGGUGGCCAAAGAGAACCCGCUAACAGCCGAGGAACCCAUCCGCCCGACGGCUUUAAGUUACUCCAACCCGACGACAGAUGCCUUAAUGAACAGCUACCAGCCUCCACCGGCCCGCUCCCUUUACCAGAGCCCGGACCUGGUGUUCCCGGAGACGGUGAACCAUCCGUCCCUCACCGUGGCUCCUCACCAGCUCGGAGGUUCCCACCUACAGCAUCCGCACUUCUUCGGGACGCAGCACAGAGACCCGCUCAACUUCUACCCCUGGGUGCUACGGAACAGGUUUUUUGGACACAGAUUUCAAGGUAACGACGUGUCCCAGGACAGCCUGCUGCUCCACGGACCCUUCGCCAGGAAACCCAAACGCAUCCGGACGGCCUUCUCUCCGUCGCAGCUGCUGCGUCUGGAACGAGCCUUCGAGAAGAAUCACUACGUGGUGGGAGCCGAGAGGAAGCAGCUGGCAAACAGCCUGAGUUUAUCUGAAACACAGGUGAAGGUGUGGUUCCAGAACAGGAGGACCAAGUACAAGCGUCAGAAGCUGGAGGAGGAGGGACCAGAGAGCCAGCAGAAGAAGAAGGGGAACCACCACAUCAACAGAUGGCGCAUCGCCACCAAGCAGGCCAGCUCCGAGGACAUUGACGUGACCUCAGAGGACUAAACAAAAAAGAGAGAUAAAACCGCCGUCCGACCUCCGACAAUGCUGCCCUGAACCCUGCGUCAACCUUCUGACGCAUCAGAGGACCAACACUAUUUAUUAUGUAAUAUUACUGAGUGUAAUUAGACACAUUAGAGGAAGGACUCAGUCUGUGAUCACUGCUCAUCACUGAGGUGCUACAAUCAGUGACGCCGGAAAUGAAUUAAAAACACAUCUUAUUUAAUGACAUCCAUCCUGAAUGUGUCCGGAUGAAGGGAUCAUUUCAAGCCGAAGAAGAGGAGAAACGGCCUCUAACCGUAGCGUUUUAACAUUGUACAUAGGGCCGCUGAUAAAGGCUGUUUUUGAAAAGAGGCUAUUUGUUUCAUUAAAGCUGUUUUUUUUAUCACUUGCUUAGGUCAUUAACACCUCACCGCUCACCCCUCCCACCGUGCCACCUGCGCACCACGUUAAUUUAAACCCGUCGACGCACACUUUUAACCCACCCGAGCCCGAAGAACAACACGGGAGAUGAAGAACGGCUCGAUUUUAGUCCCGCCUUUGUCACUCUGGAGCCCGUCCCCACCAGCACUUUGUUCCCAAUGAAGAUUCCUCGCAGAGAAAAAAGGCGAUUCACGGCCAGCUGUGCAUGACUCCGGGACAGGCGAGAAGCUGCAGAGACCUCUAACGUCAGGGGCAAGUUGAGUUGCAUAAUAAAAGCCCCAACGCAGCUUUGUUCCACGUUUCUGUCGGCGUGGGGUGAUGGAUGACAUCUCCGUUUGUUUGAAUGUCUGCAGAUUUCAUUACAGCGCUGUGUGUAGUAUAAAACGCGUGUACUUCUCGAGCAGAACGUGUAAAAGUACAAGAGGAUGUUUUAGAAAUAAACGCAGAAAACUA
This is a messenger RNA of Acanthochromis polyacanthus (spiny chromis), 1783 nucleotides long. It is a transcript of the gene emx1, whose product is annotated as empty spiracles homeobox 1. Gene Ontology annotation, biological process: central nervous system development; brain development; regulation of DNA-templated transcription. NCBI's taxonomy places the organism in Eukaryota, Metazoa, Chordata, Actinopteri, Pomacentridae. Bases 212 to 913 code for a protein of 233 amino acids. The transcript is spliced from 3 exons. Gene Ontology annotation, molecular function: DNA-binding transcription factor activity, RNA polymerase II-specific; DNA binding. The record is from RefSeq and is a predicted model, not a curated record.